Prorocentrum cordatum is the source of this 2072-nucleotide messenger RNA. NCBI's taxonomy places the organism in Eukaryota, Dinophyceae, Prorocentrales, Prorocentraceae. The record is from the annotation of a GenBank genome assembly.
UGGGGACGGACGCUGAGAGCGGAUUUGGGCCGGGUGGGCGGACGUCGCGCUGUCUCAAUUGGCCCAACCCGAAGAUGGGAAUGCCAGCGGCCAGAAUAGCGGAGGCGAUUGGGGAACGCAGGAGCGCCGACGGGCGCAGUACGCGCUCGGCCCCACGGACUCGGACCGCCAUGGUCGCGGCAAGCGACGCUGGGUGGAGGACUGGCAAGGCGAACGCUGGUUGAGCCACAACCGGGAGGGCGACCACAGUUGGGGAGUGGAAGAACAAGAUGGGUGCAGUUGGGGAGUGGCGCAGAUUGGCAAAGGCAGGGGGGUAUCAUCGAGGGGUGGCCAAAAGUUGAGAUUGCCUGGACACAACGAAGGGUCCACUGUAGGAGAUGCAUCGUGGGAGGACUCUGGAGUGCUCAGCGCGCUUGGCCAGAAAGAUGCGAGUCUGGCAGGCGACCCCUGGGCAGCGCAAGAUGCAGGCAUUGGUUGCGUGGUCGUUUGGCUUGAUGAGAUUGUUUACUGCCUCAAGGAUAUGGGCAUGCUGUCGAUGAUGUCCCUGCAGAGCUUUCGCAAGCCGCUGCCCAACUACGCGACGGUAUUGCCGUGGCUGCUUGGGGUCUCGGCAGAAAAGGCAGCGGGUCGUUGUGGUGGCCUCGAGGCGCUCACGACUUUCACGGAGGAGGUACCCGAUGAUGUCCUCGCGUCGCUGAGCAGAGAGUGCGCAGUGGCCGAGGCGUACUCAACACCGGACAGAGGCUACCUCAAGCCACCCGCGUGCGUGAUCUUGCCCACCGCGCUGCUCGGCCGGGUCCAGCCGCUGCGGGAGCUCCGGUUCCACUGCGGCGGCCUGAUCCACGUGUUGGCAUGCGAGGUGAGCCCGCCGUCGUUGGGCGCUUUCUCUCUCGACGGGUCCUGUGGAUGGAGCUGGAGCUGCCGACAUGGCGCAGACUGCCUCAGCUGCCCACGGACUCCUGUGUCGCCCUGGGCCGACUGGGGCGCCCAUGUUCGCCAGCUCCACGCCGAGCAGUUGCCUCAGAAGUGGCGCAUGAGGACCUUCGACGGAUUGGAGGCCGUUGUUUUGAACGUGGUUAUGGUCGUGUUCCACUGCACGCAGGGCCGCACUGAGGUCGUCAAGAUCCACCGCGAAACCGAGGGUGGCCAGUGGACGGGAUGGUCUGUCCCCGGCGGCGCCGUGGAGUUGGGGAAGGACGCGGACAUCUGGUCGGCGGCAGUGCGGGAGUGGGACGAAGAGGUGAGCGGGUACCCCUGGGCCCAAGCUGUCAGCCGCUUUGACGGCGAGCCCUGGGAGGAACACAUCGAGGGCUGCCUGCUGCACCGCCGCGGGCCGUCGGUCAUGUUCGUCUCCCGCAUGGGCGAGCACAAGAUCGCGGCCCGCAGACGGGGCGGCGAAGUCCUGCGCCGCGUGUCCGACCCGCGGGCGACGGGCUUCGUGUUCAGCGAGGCGGCCGCCGGCUUCUGGGAGAGCACGCACGGCCGGGAGGUGCGGCUGGACGCGCCCGCCAGGUGCGUGGUGCCCGCGGCGCUGGCGGGCCCGGGCCGGUGCACGGACGUGCGCAAGGUGCACACCGAGGGCUGGCCGUUCCUGGAGCACCUCGAGCGCGGCGCUCGCUGGGCCGGUUGGGACGAGGCCGGGGGCGGCGGCGCGGCCAUCGGCUGCGCGCAAGAGCGGCCCUUCGCUGGAGUGCCGUUGUGGUGCGCGCCCGCCCGGGGCUCCCCAAUCGCUGGAUGCGAGGCGGCAGCGGCGGCCUGCGCGCCCGCAUCCGGCCCCUCCGCGGCCCCCUGACCCACAUCCGAUUCCCAACAGCCUCCCGUCCUGUGUUCUCCGAGGCGCGAGCACGUCUGCACGGGGAGGCCGCGCGCCGCAGGCCGCGCUUGCCCGCAGGGCCGCUCUUGCGCGCAGCCAGCCUCGGCAGCUUCUUCCCGCACCCCGAGGCGCGGCGCGCGGUGCUCCCCGCGCUGCGCGCCGCGUUUCCGGGCGCGUUCGCGGCUGCUGGCUGACCUCGCCCUGGCGGCCUUUCGCGCGGGCGCAGUGGGCGGGCAAGGUCACGAGCGGCAAAUUGCAC